UUUUUUUUUUCUUGGCUCUUUCUUCUUCCUUCUUCCCCUUCCCAACCUUAUCAUCCAUUUGUUUAUCUCUUCCAUAACAUAUCACAAACAAACCUAAACCAUGACUGUAGGAGGAAGUUUUGAGUACCAGGAAUUCGUUUCUGGCUCAGAGACGUUCGAGGUCAGAGUCAUUCCAGGGACGGCUCUCACUCAAGGAAGACCCUUUGUGAUGUGGGACGAUAUCAAAGAUGUCUUUCCUUUGGCCUCCCGUCUCCAAUGUGGCAGGCGUAUCAUCAGUUUUAUGGUCGAUGAAAAUGGCAAUAGAUUGUUACCACUGAGGAUUGAGUACCAACCAGAGUCUGUGAUUCAGGUCAUCUUGUCCCGUGCUUCGAGUCUUCAGAAUCCCGAUGAUUUUCCUUCCCCGCCUCCAUCUACACGCAGUGCUCAUUCAGCUUCAGUUUCAAAACAUGGAUCUUAUAUCGCUGCCUUCACGUUAGAACCAGCCGAGGAAAACGAUCGUAGCCCUCGAGAUUCCUUAUUGUCGACAUGGUCAAUAUCAGAUGAAGCCAAGAACCGAUAUAGAUCUUCAGUCUACUUGUACGAAAACUUUAUGCAAUCGAUUCAACUUGGACGAACUAAUCUAGCCAGCAUGUAUCAAGACGACUUUAGGGAACAGUUUUAUACCCUUGAGGGAGAGAUGUCGAGGAAUCAGGCUUUACAGCAACAGAUGAUGGAAAUGCAGCAGUCCAUGCUCGAGUUACAACAACAAGCAAUCGACAAGUUGACAGCUAUUCAAACUCGAGUUCAGGCUAUUCUUGUUCAGAGCUAUGCUCUAUUGGAAUAUCCCAUCCCACGACUUUUUAUCAUCCUUCCGAAACAUGGAGGUCAAUGGGACUCUGUCAACAUCUUGCAUAAUGAAUUUCGAGUACAUUUCUUAUGUGAAUGUGGUGAACACACAAAGUCAAUUCAGGGCACCAAGAUCCCCCACCAUAUCCAUUUGGCAAAACAUGAGGGCUAUGACAUUGAUGACCCAGAGGAAUUUUUCAAAUAUUAUGGAUCAUAUUUGUUAACGCUCUUGCACAUGAUCAAGUACGGCGUGGCAGUCGCAGGAUUCACAGUCCCAGCAUUAACCCCUUCGGAACCCGAGGACGACAAAUUUUCAACACGUAAUCGUCCGUAUACCUUUGAAAGUGGGGUGGACAUGGCAAUGGAAUUUCUGGAAUGUAUGUCUUCAAAAGGAAUGUUUGAACAGCUACCAUUGGCACCAGGCAUUAUCCCGAAUUUUGCAUCACCGAGGCCAUCAUUUCAAUAUUCCCACGAGAUUUCCAUCAACGGCGGCGGCAGCACUAUCAGUCAUCCAACCUCACCUCAAAUCUCGAGAGAGAUCGCCUUGCCCUCACGUUUUUCGAUGGUUGAAAGUGAAUUCAGUUUCAAUGACCGUGCAUCUUCCAUUCACUCAAAUGAUAUUCCUUAUAGUCGUAACUCAAUGCAUUCACAGGAACCUCUCCUGCCCAAUGGACCAGCACUUCAAUUCUCUCAAGGAAAUGCUGCCUAUGCUCGGUUAUCGCCUCAACUCCUUCGAGAGCUUGGCUUGUUGAGUAACACGGAUUUGCAACAACUAGGACUCUAUUUGAAGAUCAUGGACCCAAAUCAACUACUGGGAGACCUUUAUAGAUACAUGACAAGGGAUGGAACGGCUCGAUGGAUAUGUGAAGACCAUUAUCGUGAGGCAUACGGGGUGAUGGCGAUCAAGGAGCUGACACAGGUCAUUUCUGUUAAUGAUGGCAAGUAUCAUGAGCACCUUGGUCGAGUGGAGGUUGCUCUCUCGUCCUCAACUAUCGCCAAUUUGUUUUAUAAACUCAUGGAACGAGGCAAACUGAUCCAGGAUCUCAAAGUUACUCUCAAAUGGGAUGUUUCCAUGAGCGAUGUCAAAGCAUUGCGUGAUGCCAUUAGCAGAUCGGAUAUUGCUUGCUUAGAUCUGACAUGCAAACCGUCCACAUCAACGUCCGAUUAUCUGAACCGUAACAAGAGAGCGGAUCCUCUCUGGGAAAUUAUCAUGAAGACAAGGCUACAGUCUUUCCUUCUCAGUGACUAUCCAGGAUUUUUCUCCAAAGUAACUGUUCCUAUCCGAACUAAUAAUCUGCGUGUUUUGAGAGUGAGUGAACGUAUCAACUGGAAGAAGGAAGGUCCCAGAGUAACUGGGCUUAUUGGGUCCAGUCCUCGCCUGAAAGAACUGCGCUUGAGUUGUCUCGACAUGGAGGAUGCGUUCACAGCAAUCAAAAAGGUUAACCUUCAUGAGUCUUGUUCACUGGAACAGUUGGUCAUUGACGGAUUUGAAUCCAACAAAUUGGUGGCACGAUUUGAGAAUGGAGUCCCCGUCACAUUCGAUCUGAUCAUCAACAACACGACGAGUCGAUUCUUGAAAGAAAUUGAAUGCUUCCGUUCGCUUCACCUUCGUCUGGAUCUCCUUUUGAGAGUGGAGCUAGAUCCACACUUCUUGAUGAACAUCCUUAGUAGAAAUCCUAAGCUAGUCAAGCUUGCAAUUCAGUGUCAAGCACAGGAGUUUUUGUGGUGGCUUACGAUCGUUAAGAGUGCUAUGGCGGAGGAAGGCUCAUGUAGUCUGACAUCAUUGAGAUUGUAUGGAGGUAAAAAUCAACUGUACAUCCCCGACUUGCAGGACGAAAACACGGUGGAUUUGCAGCUGAUGACGAUUAAUAUGCCUCGGGAAGCCUCUGAAGCGCUUCUUAAGCUCUAUGGUACAAAGCUAUCAAAGCUUAGGAUUGAAGGCGAGGUUCUUAAGCAGUACUUUGAGGUAGCUCUUCAUGUUGAGAAAUUAGCUCUUCGAGCGGUGGAUAUCAAGAGCUCAAGUCUUAGUGCAGAUAUGCUGUACGAUCUACGAUUGAUCCUGAGACGCUGUCAAUCGACCCUGAAGACUAUGUCUAUUGUUCUAGAUGUGCGUUGGGAUGGAUCAGAGCGAAGCAACGACUUGGCAGACUUUGUGUCCGAGUUUGGAACCGAAUGGAUCAAGAUCAGUAUCAAUGAAACGGAUGCUCCAUUGUGGAAACGGGCUCUUAGCCAGCGUGGAUUCGCCAUGUCGCCCAAGAUCUUGCAUAUCAUCCCCACAUACGUGAAGCCAAAGACGCCCAACUUGGUGGAAGUCCAGGCUUUCGAAAAUUAAAUUUUAUUCCCCCAUUUUGACAUUCUAGAGGUUCCUCU
Molecule: messenger RNA, 3195 nt
Organism: Lobosporangium transversale
Lineage: Eukaryota; Fungi; Mortierellomycota; Mortierellomycetes; Mortierellales; Mortierellaceae
Exons: 2
Coding region: 101-3157 (1018 amino acids)
Source: RefSeq, a predicted model, not a curated record